AUGUGGGUUGUCCAAGAGAUUUCCCUCGCCAGGCAGGCCACAGCGAUAUGGGGUAAAAGCGAAGUCUCCUGGGAGCUGAUCGGGCUCGCAGCCGCAAUCAUUCGCACCAACUGGAAAUAUAUCGGGACUUGGAGAGAGCACAAUGGAAUCAGAUCCCAUGAAGUUCCCGUUGGGGUCAUGAACGCAUACUUCAUGUAUCGGAUCUCCAGCUUUCGGUCAAAUUUGGACCCGCUUCGCUUCAGCUUCUGUGAACUCCUAGCCCUGACCAAACAGUUCAAAUGUCAGGAGAAGCACGAUAAAAUAUUUGCUCUGCUUGGACUGGAGACUUUGGAUCGGGCUAAGUUCUUCAUCACGGUUGAUUAUUCGAGGCCCCUGGAUGAUCUCUACCGCAGUGUAGCCCUAGCGAUACUUCGUUCCAGACCCUUGGGCCACUUGAGGGACAUCCACACUUUGUGGCUGGGUUAUAUCGGCCAGUUUCGAAUACAAGGCAUUGAGUCCACCAGCAAAGGCAGCCCAUUAGUCGUUCGAGGGGUCGUGCUGGAUUACGUGAGAUGCAAAGGCUCAGUACCAAUGACACUGGAACAAAAAGAUUCCAGAGAGCUACCCCCACAAACCGGUCUCACAAGAGCCGGCUUGGAGAAGCUCGCACUUACAUUAUCUGCGGGCGAGGACUGGUAUGGAACAACAGCAGCUUGCUCACAUCAGACGAUGGCUGAUUUCGCCAAGUGCCUUCGACUUGGCUUCCUCUGGUGGGCACUUUCGCAAGAUGCCUUUGGUCCCAGUGUAGAAGAUGAGGGCCUCAUGAAAGCCAACUGCGGUGUAGAUUAUAGACUUACCUCGACUAUCCCAUUAGGAGAUGAGGCAAUUGUCACACUCCAUGAGUUGAAGGCAAUUUCCACGCUCGGCGAUCGAGACCGGUUCCUGGAUGCGAUGAUCGCGGCGUGCACUGGCAGAAGCCUAUUCACCACUAAUACUGAAAUGAGAGGGUUAGGUCCAGCUUGCAUGCAGCCCGUAGAUAAGGUCUGCAUUAUUUUUGGGACUCCGGUUCCUUUUAUUGUUCGUGAAUGUAAAGAGGACUAG
Messenger RNA from Clonostachys rhizophaga, 1080 nucleotides. Lineage: Eukaryota; Fungi; Ascomycota; Sordariomycetes; Hypocreales; Bionectriaceae. The record is from the annotation of a GenBank genome assembly.